This is a messenger RNA of Candidula unifasciata, 1365 nucleotides long. Lineage: Eukaryota; Metazoa; Mollusca; Gastropoda; Stylommatophora; Geomitridae. The record is from the annotation of a GenBank genome assembly.
AUGGUGAAAGAUUUCAAGUCGACCCUUGAGGGGUCACUGGAGAAGCUGCCCCCAAGAAUGAAAGGCUUGAAAAAAUGCAUCCAUGUGAUGCUGUUCUUGUUCAUAUUUGGAAACGAUUUAGCCGAUUUUGUUAGCGACUGGCUCUUCUUUGCCGACGUGGCCAUCGCUGAAAAAGGAAUCGUGUAUGGACAACCAGAUCGGGCAGCUGUCUGGUGCCUCCUACUGUUCUCCAUCAUCGGCACAUUUACGUUUCUCUUCGAGUGCGCCAACCUGUGGUGGGAGUUCUUCCGGAACAACCCCUGGAUUGACUCCGACUGGUUGUCAGCCAUUGUUAUUUGGAUCGAGGACAUCCCACAGGUUCUCAUCAGCAUGUACCUGGCGCUGUGCAGGGAGGAGCCCAUCAGUGUGUUUCAGUUACUCAAGGCGGCUGUGAUUUUGAUCGGAGUGGUGAUCCGAAUCAUUGUGACUUCGGUCAAGUACUGCAACAAGGAAGCAGUCAGAUCACACUACCAUGUCAAGAUCAAGGCUGUCAUCAUGAUAGGGAUCAUUAUAGAAGCAUGCACUGCUGCCGCCAUUUUCUUCCUGACCCAAACAGAGCGUGGAAACUCAGGUGAAGUUACUUUUAGAGUUCCAUCUACAGUGAUGGAAGAAACAUUCAACGACCAGCGAUACUUUACUAAUGUUAGCAUAUUCUUCCAUGACGCUGACUCCUUUGAUGUAGGAAACCUCGAUCCCAACAAAACCGACUAUACAGUUAACUGGAUACGCCUGACUUUUGUAUCUGAUCUCAGACAAAGCAGUCACGCUCCGAGCUUUAAGAUCGACUAUGGAUAUAUCUCAAGCAGCAUCAUGAACUUGGCAAUCUCAGAAAAAAGAGACGGUGGCAACUGGACUUUAUCUGAAUGUUACGAGAUUGACAUAUUCAACGAUACAUUCGCCGACAUAAAAAACACCACAUGCCUUAAGAAUAUAAAACCAGCAAACCUCACUUCUAUUUUCAUUACACUGUGGUAUGAAAAACCAGGCUCCUUGUUCAAGAAGAAAGUCUUUGGGGACAUCCACAUGGAUAUACAUAAGCUACAGGGUGUUAACUGUUCUGCUGUCACUCAGUGGGAAGAUACAGUGGAGAACAGCGUAAAAAACAAGGUUUCCUUGACCUUCCACUAUUACCGCACCAGCGAUACUCCCAAUUACCAGGAUUUGAGACAUCUUCUGUACCAGUCUGGAGUUCCACGGUUCUAUCGAAACAUCGAUUCGAACUUACUGGACACCAGGGUCAUUUGGAAAACAGGCUGGAAUCAAUGCAGCUGUAAUGGAAAUUUUGCCCCGGUACUGGACACUGACCAGUCGCUGACCUGCUCAUAA